Cooperia oncophora is the source of this 417-nucleotide messenger RNA. NCBI's taxonomy places the organism in Eukaryota, Metazoa, Nematoda, Chromadorea, Rhabditida, Trichostrongylidae. The record is from the annotation of a GenBank genome assembly.
UUGAAUUGUAUUUUUGUAGAGUUUAAAUACGAGGGCGAGGUACCCGAACGGUUAUUGUGUACGCUACAUGAUUUGCAUUCUAUUUAUGGGCAGACGAAAUAUUUCCCUCGAAAUUAUAUUUUGCGACGAUUGCUUGAACUUGGCUCGGGCAUGACAGGACGGUCAAAACGAUGUAUCCUACCCGCAAGUUUCUACGUCUCGCUGAUAUCGAAACUGGAUCUCAGUUUUAUUGAGUUUGUUGAGCUUCUUUCAUCGGAAUAUAGAGCAGGGGAUCCAUGGUGGACGCAAAAUGAAAACGGUCAACGGUACAUUAUGGAAGUUGGCAUAGCUGUGGUUCAAGCGUUUCUGGAUAGCGGCGCAAAGUAUUCACCUAAUGAAAGGUUUGUUAAAGCUACUCCCUUUGCGGAAACGUUUUAA